This is a messenger RNA of Enterobius vermicularis (human pinworm), 282 nucleotides long. The record is from the annotation of a GenBank genome assembly. NCBI's taxonomy places the organism in Eukaryota, Metazoa, Nematoda, Chromadorea, Rhabditida, Oxyuridae.
AUGUCGCAGCUCGACUUACUGGUUCUGCACCGUGAUGACUGUGAGUCAGUGAAACAGAGGUCUGAAGGAGUGUCGAGCGUCUUUGCUAAAGACAAGACAGGUCGCAUAAUAUUUGACGAAGCACCAGAAGGACUGUUUGAAGUAUCAGAUUUUGGGUACUUCCUUAUUGAUACGUCCUCUCGUCCACUUCGCUGCCUGCGAUCAACAGUUGCUCCACCUGAGCUUGAACCCGUUGCAGCUUACCAGCUACAAACUUACAGAAAGAAGAACCAAAUAGUUUAA